Molecule: messenger RNA, 8785 nt
Organism: Sardina pilchardus (European sardine)
Lineage: Eukaryota; Metazoa; Chordata; Actinopteri; Clupeiformes; Clupeidae
Gene: nckap5l
Product: NCK-associated protein 5-like
Exons: 14
Coding region: 381-4979 (1532 amino acids)
Biological process (GO): microtubule bundle formation; microtubule depolymerization
Cellular component (GO): microtubule plus-end
Source: RefSeq, a predicted model, not a curated record
GAAUGCCGUUAUUUUAAACAAUAAAGGGUAACGUUAUUGCUUUUCAAAGCAUCUUUUUGGACGUGACCCAAUUUCACGUCGACCCCAAAGCUUAUGACUUUUGCGUCCCUCCAUGCACCAUUUUCUGCAGUAGGAUUCUAGAACAGAGGGGAGGUCUGCUGCUGUUGCCCCUGGUGAUGUGAGAGUUGUUCCAGUGUUCCAGGCUGCGAGAGAGCAGGUUCGUGACGAAGGCCAGGUAAAGCAUGGGAUUGGCCUCUGAAGCCAGGAUCAACAGCCCACUUCCCUACGCACCGAGGGGGCCCACGCCAUCCUAGCCCGAGACCUGAGGCACGCUGCGCAGAGAGGGGACCAAAGGCUGUCCUCAGUGACCUCUGAGCUUUAUGCACCGUGGAGAACCAGCCUCAAAGGUGGUGAUGUCUGAGGGGGCUGAACUAAGGGAGUGCAAUGAGGCCUUUGAGUCAGAAGAGGGCGACGUUGACCCAUUCCUGGAGGAGGAUGAAGGCGAGGAGGAGGAGGAGACGGAGAGCAGCCGGGAGCUGAUGGAGAGACUCCGCGAACUGGAGGCUGAGAACUCGGCCCUUGCUCUCGCAAACGAAAGCCAGAGAGAGGCGUACGAGAGGUGCCUGGAUGAGGUUGCCAACCAUGUGGUACAGGCUCUUCUCAAUCAAAAGGACCUACGGGAGGAAUGCAUCAAGCUGAAAAUGCGUGUCUUUGACCUGGAAAGGCAAAACAGGACGUUGACAGAGCUCUUCACACAAAAACUCCACACACACCCCAAUCCCCUUCAACAGUUGCCAUCGGUGACUCUCGCAGAGCACAACUUGGACUCAGCUGUGACGAGCACCGAGAAGAUGGUAGCGUCUCACUGCCAGGGGGAAGCCAAGAACACUGGUGAUCGCGCACAGAAUGGUACCCCAAGCCAAGCUCGAGGCCCAGCCACCUCCAUGGAUGCCCUGUCUCCAUUUUUCAAGAAGAAAGCACACAUCCUGGAAGUUCUCCGCAAGCUGGAGGAGUCCGACCCACUGAAGUUCCACCCGUCCUCCUGCCUGGGGCCCUACCACGACAUGGGCCAGACGCUGUUUCCGGGAGACUUCCCGGGGACCUCCAUCUCCCGCGCGCCUCACUGCAGGCACUCCAGCUCGGACUCUGACAUCCACGAGUACGCCAGCGGGGAGGGCGCGCUCCAAGACGACCGCGGCCGAGGACACGGGGGCUGCCCCUCCUGCCGGCUCCUCACUCAGAAAAGCAGCCUGGACAGCCUGCUCAAGGCCACGCCGGGACACAGCGGCUCGUUCGCCGCCGCCGCCGCCAUCGCUCUGCCAGUUCGAGAGGAGGGCGUCGGCGGGCAGAUGUGGGCGGAGAGUCACCAGCAGGGGGCGGUGGCGGGUGCGGGCGCUCCCGAUCUGCACGUCGGCAUCCCCUCCCUGGAGAGCACAAGCCACGCCUACACGCACAGCACACGGACGGACUGCAGAACAGCGAGCGGGUCUGAGUCGGAGGCAUCUGACCGCAGCCAGGAGCCGCUAGACAAGGCCAGGAGUCUGCUGCAUCACAAGGGCAAAGCCGUGGAGAAGUUGUCGCUUCGGAAAUCCUUGUCCAGAGGUCCCGACAGCGCCCUUCAAGGUGAGGACGGAAAGCAUGCGGAGACGACAUCGUCUCAGAGCCAGGAUCAAAGUCACGCCAGUGGCAGAGCCGACCAGGAGUGUUGCUACCUGGUGGUGGACACUGAUGCUACUGUGAAGGACGAGGAAUGUGAGGACGAGGAGAAGGUCUGCAACGGGGUCUAUUUCUCCUCCAACGAGACGUCUGUAUCCAAGAAGGUGGCCGUGGACUCCUAUUCCCCGGCUCCCGUGCCGGAGAAGAACAGCUCGGCCUCACCGCAGCCACAGCAGCAAUCCUCUGGGAAAAGCAAAUUUGCACUCAGCCCCACCUCCCCGCCCUCAUGCCUUAGCGAGGCCAAGCCCUCCCCGAUCGCCUCUCCGUCGCGGCUGCUCAAGUUCCUCAAGAUCCCCGCGAUCGGGGAGCGACCUCAGACUGCUCAAGCCUUACGCCUCAGUCCUCAGCUCACUCGGAGCUCCAAGAUCCCCUGCCGGAACAACAACUACGAGGUGUACCACUCGCCCGUGAUGCCCCGCAAAGCCACCACCACGGAGAGAGAGAAGGUGUCCUCCUCGACGUCCUCUCCCAAAACAGACACUUACCCCGGCACGCACUCUGCACCUACAUCACCCCCAAAGCCGGACGACAACCUCCCCUCCCCUGUCCCCGUGAAGGAGAUAAGCUACAGCAGCCACUCAGCGCCCAAACCCAACCGAACCUCUAAAGGGGCACCCAUUCCUUCAUCCCAGUCCCAGAGGAACUCACAGAAGGUACCGCACUAUGAGAAUGUGUCUGAGCUUGCUGCAUCGAAUGGUUUGCCUCAGUUCGUCCCCUACGCUGAAGUAGACGGAGGCACCCCAGAGAAACAGCAGAGGAACACGUGUGACGACAAGUUGCUCAGUCCUCCCUCCAAGACUUCGGAUUCGUCCCCGGCCACGGGUGACUCGCCCUCAGACUCCUCAGACGAGGAGGAGACUGACACGGAGAGUCCCGUGUGGCACAAACCGCACCAACACUUCAGCCUGCCAUCCUCCUCGUCGUCAGCCUCCAGCAAGGCCCAGCGAGUGUCCACUUACUCCAGCAUGAAGGACCGGCCACAAGAGAGAAUAGCACCCGAAGCUGUUCAGCCACAGAUUGUUGAGGCUGUCCAGCCGGCUCAGCCAACGACAAACAGGAAAGGAGACCAGCCCCCAUCACUGCCCAAAAGGACGGUCUCCGCCAAACCCCCGAAUGAGACCAGCCAUCACCCUUUCAAAGAGCGCUUGGCUGCUCUUGGCAAGCUGAAGAGCAACGAGGACCUGCACCAGCCCUUGGAAAAGAAAGAAGCACAGUGUAUUGUGGUUAGACCUACAUCUUCUGCCCCUGGCAAUAAUGAGCGAAGUAAGACUGCUGAGCGACAAGGCGACCGCAGCGUGGUUGAACAUAGGCACACAAAGUAUACUGAUUCUUUGGAUGGAAAACCUUACCCCAAGACUAGCUUAGCAGGCUACACCAAGUAUCCUAGCACAUGUCAUGAAGUAAGCCCUAAAUCAGCUGUAGCAACAGGAUCUGCUGGCAAAGGUGAAUUGGAGACUUUCUCUCCAAGGGUUUAUGUUGCCAAAUCUGAAGGCCCGAAGAUAAAAAUGGGAAUGUCAUCCUCGACCGAGCCCCCCGUUGUAAUGCGUAGCUAUGGAAAAUGCCAAGUUCCACCAAACCACCACAGCAAGACUUCCCCAAGUCCCCAGAACAGUCCCACUAAGGUCCCGUCCAAGUCGCCCUCGAAAGCUGGCCAGGCGUCCUCCUACCCCCGAGGAAUGAAGCCUGCUCAUGACGACCGUGGCCAGGCUCAGAAGCACCCUGCUCGGCCAGAGGACAAGUCCAAGCUCACCGCCAGCAAGAAGAAGUUUGUACACGCUGAGAGCUUCCCCCCUCCUCCUCCUCCCAGGCCUCCGGUCGAAACUUCUGCCAGCACGCAGUCGCUGGAGGAGAAGAAGCCUCUGGUGCCCGCAGGCCCACAGUCGGCCAUCGAGCAGAAGGUGAUGCGAGGGAUCGAGGAGAACAUGCUGAAGCUCCAGGAGCAGGACCGUACCCAAGCAGUGGAGACCAAGCAGAAGACCUCCAACGGCAUCGCCAGCUGGUUCGGCCUGAAGAAGAGCAAGCUGCCGGCCCUCAGCCGCAAGCCGGAGAUGUCCAAACUCAGGCUUAACAUGUCGUCAUCCUCUUCGUCCUCCGCCUCCGCAGCCAACUCAAAGGCUGGCCCAAGGAAGGUGGUGGAGAGCCUGAACAUCUCGAAGCUGAUGGAAAAAGCAGAAGAUCUCAGGAAAGCCCUUGAGGAGGAGAGGGCCUACGUGAAUGGGGUGGGCGUCGGAAUGCCUCUCGAUCGCACUGGCAGGGGACAUUCAUGUGAGGUGGUGAUGGACCCUGCACAGGGACAGCUCGCCCUGAUGUACCGAGGAGUGACUGCUGACAACUUCAUGCAGCAAUUGUUAAACAGGGUGGAUGAGAAAGGAGCCCCCAGCUUUGGCAUGGCUCACAGACGCCUCUCCUUUGACUCCAAAAGAUCCCAACCGACAUUCCUCCACCAGAGGAAUGGCAUGAGCCACACAAAGAGUCGGGAUGAGAUGGACAAGGGCCCAGAUAUGGUAGGUCGUGAUGAGGUCAUAUCCGACGAGAACCUGGCAGAAUCCAUGAGCUCCCAACACUUCACAGGUUCUGGAGCCUCCAUGCGUACACUGGACAGUGGCAUUGGGACGUUCCCUUUGCCCGACUAUGCCAGCAGUGCCGCGGGCAAAAGCAUCCCCAAGACAAAGCCUCACGGGGAGCAAGGGUUUUCCGCUUCCCAAGGGAAACACGGACCCCUAAUGAAAGUUCCACGAAAGGCGCGUACUCUGGAGAGAGAGCUGUCGUCCCUGGAGGAGGUGAACCCAUCUGCGCUGUAUGGCGGUGGCCUUGAGGGGAAAGGGCCCAGCAUGCAUCUCUCCAGCACCAUCCAUGAAGACAUUGAUGCCUAUGGGGCCCAUAUGCAACCACCCCCAUCUAAGAACUGGACCUUCCCCAACCUGAAGGGAUCAGCCGGCCCUGCAGACGUCUACAUCGGUGUCCAAGGAGAUCUGGAGCCAUCUGGGCAAGGCACGCCAUCCAGAAGGAAACAGGGCGUGCCCCAGGGACCCAGAGAGGUGGACCCCAGCAGUCUCCCAUUGGCGCCCCAGAUGGGGCUGAGCCGAAGGGGCAAGAGUCGCAUCCCGGGCGGGCCAGAGGUGAGCAAGGAGGGCGGACUGGAGCUGGUCAAGGAGCGACCGGACGACAUCCUGUCCCCGAGCCGGCCGCAGGCCCUGGAGACGCCGGAGUCCCUGAGUGACUCGCUCUACGACAGCCUCUCGUCCUGUGGCAGCCAGGGCUAAGAGCUCAUGCCACUCCCCACCCCUCGUCCACCACUCUCUCCUCUCUCCUGGGGCGGCCUUACUAGGCUGUUCUCGGAUCAGUCUCAGCCUGUUGAGAGCUGUGAGAGUUGGAGGGGGGAGAGGCGGAGGUCAUGACUGGUCCCAGUUCAGCUGUUGUGUGGCAAACUUCCUUGGGAUUCUAGAGAUGAAUGAAUGACUGAAUGGACAGAGAGUAAGGGUCUUAUUAAUAGGCCCUGCUAUGGAUCAAUUUGUACACUUGUAAGGCUGGGACAUACUUUCAUCAGUAAACAUUCACUGGGCUCAGUGUUCACUAAGGUCAAGGGUCAGAGGUCACAGUUCAGCUCACUAGAGGUUUGUGUCUGAGCUUUUCAUAUAGUUUCAUGCAUGGUUGACCAGUCCCAGCCAAGUUCUGCAUCUUGUAGUAAUCCACAGUGUUCACUCUGCCAUGACGUGCAUGACAUUCAGCAGGUUGUCAGUGAGCUCGUUCGCUUUCACCAGAACUCGUGCCCUUUUCAUUCAUACAUAAGUCGAGCGCAAGUCAUCUCCACAUGAACUAUGUCCCAGCCUUGCGAUUUGCGAGUGGAAAAUAUACGGCGAUGGACUGAUUCCAGUUGGAGGAGAAGGUGGACGGGGGAAGAGAAGGUGGAGGAGGCGUUGUGGAGUCAGAGGUCUAGUUUAUCUGUGAUGUCAACUCAUGCCCUCUGAGGUGACUCUGUGGGUGGGUGAGUGAAUGCCCCCCCACUGUGCGUGGGCGAUCUGUGACAUAACCCGCUCUCUAUCCGCACACACACACACACACUCACACACACACACACAAACACACACAAGCCUACUCUCAGCUGGACCGCUGAGCUGAUAUUGACGUUGACACUGAAACUCAAAAGAGAAGACAGAGCACUCCCCCUGAAGAGCGCGACCCCAAAACGCUCACUCCUCAGAUGGACAGAUGGACAGAUACACACACACACACACACACACACACACACACACACACACACACACACACACACACACACACACACACACACACACACACACACACACACACACACACGUGUCCUUUAACACCCUAGCUUAUGUAAGCGCCACAAACAACAACACAGCUACACAUGCAAGCACACACAAACAAACAAAUGUACAUGCACAGACAAUACUUAAACAGACAAGAUGCCAUAGCUGCAGAAAAAAAAACCUUACAAACCUUACAUCUUUUGGACAGCAGUGCACCUUCCACAGCUGUGGGAAGCAUCGCUUGCAUAAUAGACAGCCUUGGUCCCUGUCGUCUUGUUCCUAAAACUAUCAACUGUGUGUGAAUCUACCACAAAGCUGUGUAGUAUUAUGUUUAGUCGUAAGCAAUUUGACUGCCAGCAAUUAAGAAAGCUAAAAUUUGUGCUCACACGCUUUUCAAAACAAAACAAAGUCUUUUAACGUUUUACGAGCCAUAACUCCUUAGUAUCUUGACAUUUAGAAUGAGAAUGAAACGAGUGCGGAGCAAUGGACCCAAACUGUGAAGAACAGGAUUUAUUGAAAACUGGUCAAGACCAAUCAAAGACUAAAUGUAAUUAAUUCCUAAUCAUGAAAAAUUUUGAUUUAAGAAGCACUAAAGUUGUUCUGUCUGGAAUGACUCAUCCUACCACAUGGCUGUAUACUAAGACUUACUAAUUAAUGCCAAAAAGGCUCCCAGCGGACCUGGAUACCAGUAAGAGCAGCAAACCUACAGUAUUGGCCAGGACAGCGAGCCUUCGAUCUACUCUUUGAUCUAAUGCUCACCGGAGGUGCCAAUUCCAGCAAACAUGUACCGUAAGCACAAAAGCAACGAGGGUCUAUAUAGCAAUGCUCAACACAUUGAUUCCACCCUAAAGGAAACGUUGGACACUUCAAUGUCUGUUUGGAAUGAAGGCAUUUAGAGAUUUCUGUAGCUUGGCAUUGUGCGGAAAACUAGCAAAGCCCCAAACUGAAAAUACAUCCAAGAAAUGUUCUCACCAGAAGACUGUGGAUCGUUUUUUUAGGUUAUGUAUCUAGUCAUCAAUAAUGGAAUAUGAGCACAGGGAUUGUAAAUGUGUUUCUAAGAUAUCAUACGACCUAUGAGAUGACAGCUUGCGUUGAGAGCUGCAUUCACGGACAAAAACACUGAUAAGCAAUAUUGGUGUUUGUAUAGAUGAAUAGUGAUUUUGAUGUACAGUUUAAGCAAAGGAAAAAAAAAAGACAUUUGUGGGCUUGUGUCAAAGAGGCAGGCAUUCGAGCACCACAGACGUAACAGAGAUGAGCCACAAAGAUCUUUAUGGUAGUCCCUGUGACGCAUAAGGACUUCGCUAGUACUUGUCACCCCUGAGUAAAAUCUGUGAUUUUUCCGCUUCUGAAAAAUAUGAGCAGAUGUACUAAACUACCACAUCCGCGUGCUUCCAGUGGCUUCUCGUCUCAUUAACUGUUAUGGGAAAAGUUUUGAUAUCCGCGCACAGCCGAGACAGGGGUCCGUAUACAGUUUUGCCUACUUGUUCACUAGGAUCCCUUGUCUGUCCGCCCCUUGGUUCCUUGAUAUGAAGAGGACUGUAAUAGUACAGUAGGACAAAUCCAGAGGUGACUGUUAUUAGAUCCUUCAUGAGAAAAGUUUCCUUUUGUCCACUCUGUGGCUUCACUCUAUCUCUUUUUCCUCAUGGAUUGUCUUCCAGGACAGCCUCUGCCUAUAUCCCCACAGUAUGUUCAGCCCAUCGAAACUUGUUCAAUGGAGGGCAGGAGGUAUUACACUGCAGAAUCAUCCAAGUUCAUUUUGAUUAGAUGUGGUAUGUAGACGCCACUUGAUGAAAAUGUUCAGUUUCAGAUUCAGUUGCGUCCAGGAUGACAGGAACACAGUGGUAGUAUUUUCAUUCCUUUCAGAACACCUCUAACCACUUGGUCUAGAAACACCUCCUGUCUCUGCAUAAUGGUUGUAAAAAUGAACAGGGUGGCAAAAGCCCAAGAGACAGCCCUGUGGUCAAACCAUGAAUCUCAAGGGGGCAGUCGUCCCAGAGGAGCCCUAACUCAUCAUUAAGAUCUUUUUCAGCUUUCUUAGACUGCUCCCUGUUUUGUCUCCAUAAACUGCUUGUAACCUUUAGAAUCUGUGUGUAGCCACUUCCAGCCUCUCUGAUGCCAUAAAUGUGUCCCCCUAGCUUUCAUAACCUGUCCUUAGACUUGCUAAAGCUGUCUUUUAGGCCUCGUCAUCUUCUUCUUCGUCCAUUCAUGUAGCCUUUGUUUUUGAAUAGAGUGAGAGGUGUCUUUGCAAUACCAUGUCACCAUGAUAGCACUGACCUGGACUAUGCGGUAUAUCAUUAUGUUUGCCAUACCUUUCUUUUCAUUUUGUUUUGUUUUUGGACUUGUGACUCAGAUCACAAUGAUAUGGGGUGGUUGCAGCUUUUUAUAUUUAUUUACUUUAUUUAUUUUUUUGCUGAAUUAUACUAGCAUAAAACUGUUUUAUUGUUGUCAUUGUUGUUGUCGUUCCUGUUAUUGUUAAUGGUGUUGCUGUUAUAAGCAUUUUUAUUCUUACUGUUAUUUUUUUACUCUUUGAUUUCUAAUGCUUCGUUCUGUUGAAUGAAGUUUUUUUCUUAGCAAGGUUUGUCUUCUUUGUGUAUGAAUCUGACCAGAAUAUUCUCAUUUGGAUUUAUUUUGUCUUGUAAAUAGUAUUCCAAGGUGCUAUGUACAUAGCAUUUCCACCAGAAUCAAAUGAAGCCAUAAACAGCAAUGUAUUUUAAGGCAGCGAAAUCAUGAAGAUAAAAAUGUUAAUUUAUGGCUCAAUUGAAAACUCAAGAAAUAAACCCUUUCUCUCAAGUUCA